AUCCCUCCUCCUCCUCGGUGGCGGCUGUUGCUGCUGCAAGCUGCUGGUGUUGCCGUGACGAUGAUAUCCUCCCCCUCUUACACACACAUACACACACACAGACCAGGAGGAGAGGAGAGGAGAGAAGAGGCAGCAAACAAGACGGUAUCAUGACGCGAUGGCUUCAGGCUGGAAAACAGACGCUCCCACUGAUGGCCUGGAAAACAGGGAAUCGGUGGAUUCAUCCUCAGUCCACUUCAAAUGAAAUCAGCUGAACUGAUUAUAGUUAAAUUACUCCUGAAGGGAAACAAUCUGCUUCUCACCUGCUUCUUUUUGGUGUUUCAUUGGACAAAUAACCAUCUGGAGCUGGAAGAGUGGUUUACAUGCAUGGAAUCCAUAUUUAAUCAGGAAUGUGGGACAGAAGACUCUCAGAUCUACAGAAGAGUAACGCUGAUGUGGAUCACUGACUAAAACCAAUCAAACCUAAGAUCAGUGCAGAUCUUUUUUAUGUUCAGAAUGUGCCAACAGUUUCUACUGGAGUGUUUCUCCAAUUUCUCCUGAAUGUACAAUGGAGUAAAACACAGAAAGAGUCGGGAUAGAGAACCUGUCAGAAACCAAAGCAACAACAAGCCCUCAGCUUGACCGUGAAGCGUCUUCCCCUGGCUGCGGCGCGGAGGGAGGGGCGUGUGUGGAGGUUCCCCCCCAGCAGGCUGCCGCGGGCAGAUGGAGGCCCACCAACACUCCCCAGAUAGCAGCAGUGAGGAGUGCACCGUCCUGGAGGCUGCGCCCUGCAAGAACAGCUGCCUGCAGCAUGCAGGGAAGGUGGCUGACCUGUACUGCUCGGCCUGUGAGUGUGCCCUGUGUGAGGACUGCUUACCGGCCCAUGAGGAUCACCCCAAGGUGGCGCUCAUCCAGGCCCUGGAGCAGCACCGGAGCCGGCUGCAGGAGAGACUCGGGGCGGUCCAGAACAGGCUGCCCCAGAUUUCAGAUGCUCUGUCCCUCGUUUCGGAGAUUCUCCAGCAGCUGAACAACCAGAGAGCUUCCAUCGAAGAGGACAUCCAGUCCAGCUUCGAGGACCUGCACAAGCAGCUGGAUGUUCGGAAGAGCGUCCUUCUCAUGGAGCUCGAAGUCACAUAUGGGCUCAAACAAAAGGUCCUCCAAGCCCAGAUAGACAACCUCACACGUGGAGACGGGGACAUCACGACCACCUGCACCCAGACGGAGGAAGCUCUGGCUGAGGAGGCGAGCGUGGCGACCCUGGAGGUGGAGCAUGAGCUGGAGGAGAGGCUGAAGGAGCUGGCUAUUCUGAGAAUGCCGUGCCAGCCGGAGGAGAACGACCAGCUGGACCUGGUGAUGGAGACAGACGGACUGAGGAAGUCCAUUCACAACUUGGGGACCAUAGUUACAACCAGCGCUGUGGCAAGUCAGAGCGAAGCCAUGGGCACCGGCUUGGAGCAGUGCAUUGUGGGACAUCCUGCUUCAGUUACUAUAGUAACAAGAGACAAGUCAGGGGGAGCCUGCAAGACUGGCAAUGCCAUCUUAUCAGCUGAGGUUUUCACCCCCGACGGCAGCAUUGUUGAUGGCGAGAUACUGGACCACAAGAACGGUACAUAUGAGUUCAUCUACACGGUGCCCAAAGAGGGCAACUUCUCUCUGGCUCUCCGUCUGUAUGACCAGCACAUCAAAGGAAGUCCCUUCAAGCUGACCGUCUCCAAGGCGUCUGAGGUAGAGGUCGAGGUGUCUCCAUCCACCACCACAGCAACUAACUCAGCAGCCAAUGCCACCCCGUCCACAGGCUCCUCUGACGGGACAAAGAGGCGAGGAAAGUCCCCCGGCCAGAAGAAGAAAGGCUCCAAGAGGGCCAGCAGCGCUCUGGGAACCCCACGACGAAAAACUCAGAAUCCCAUCGAGGACGACCUCAUCUUCAAGAUCGGAACUAAGGGUAGAAAUAAGGGUGAGUUCACCAACCUUCAGGGAGUGGCUGCCUCCUCCAGCGGCAGGAUUCUGAUAGCUGACAGCAACAAUCAGUGUGUUCAGAUUUUCUCCAAUGAAGGUGAGUUUAAGAGUCGUUUUGGGGUGCGUGGGCGAUCUCCUGGCCAGCUGCAGCGGCCCACUGGGGUCGCUGUGCACCCGAGCGGUGACAUCAUCAUUGCUGACUAUGAUAACAAAUGGGUUAGCAUCUUCACGUGCGAGGGCAAGUUCAAGGCGAAACUUGGCUCUGGGAGACUCAUGGGGCCAAAAGGCGUGUCUGUGGACCAAAAUGGUCACGUGAUCGUAGUCGACAACAAGGCGUGCACUGUCUUCAUCUUCCAGCUGACCGGCAAGCUAAUUGCUAAGUUUGGGAGUCGGGGGAAUGGUGACAAGCAGUUUGCAGGUCCACACUUUGCAGCAGUGAACAAGAACAAUGAGAUCAUCGUGACAGACUUCCAUAACCACUCUGUCAAGGUUUUUACCACUGAGGGAGAGCUGGUGUUGAAGUUUGGCUCAAACGGGGAAGGAAACGGCCAGUUCAACGCUCCCACUGGUGUAGCUGUGGACGUAAAUGGGAACAUCAUUGUAGCUGAUUGGGGCAACAGCAGAAUACAGGUUUUUGAUGGCAGCGGCUCCUUCCUGUCCUACAUCAACACAUCAGCAGACCCCCUGUACGGCCCACAAGGCCUGGCGCUGACGUCGGACGGCCAUGUGGUGGUCGCCGACUCUGGUAACCAUUGCUUCAAGGUCUACCGCUACCUACAAUGAUGAAGACUAGUGAAGAAGAGGAGAACAAGCAGGGCAGUGGUGAGAGCGGAAAGCUAAAGCUCACAACGUUUAACUCCAUCUAUCCAUUGCAUGAACUUGUCCUGAUGGAUUAACCGAAGGAAAGAAAUGCCAAGGAAAACGUUCAGCCUCCGUCCUUACAUGACCUGAACUUCAGAGGAGAAGUCUAAUCCUGGUGAGGUCUGGAGGAAUGAAGCCAGAGUGGAAUAUUAAGGUGAAGUGUUGCCCCCUCCAGAAGCAUAUGUCUGCAGUAAUUUGCUGCAACGGAUUCCUGUUUUUAAUUAAAGAUGUCUGCCUUCACCUAAAGCGGAAAAGAUUGACCAGCCAAGUAUUGAAUAUAAAUGUUUGCGAAAAAGGAAGAAGACCUUUGUUGGAAACUUUGCUUAUUAAAUCUAUGUUGUGAAUGUUGGAUUGAUGAAAUGUCAGUGGCAUAAAGGCAGAUGUAAUUUGGUGGGAAUGAUUUGAAUUAUUGAUAGUUUGACAAUGUUCUGCCUUGAUGUAUCGUAUGUAAAAGACAAAAUAAUGUCUGGUGAGGUAAAAGGGGUCCAUAGCUUUGACUUUUCUCAGUUUGUUGUUCUAAGGCUUCAUAUCUACAGCUCAGAUUGUCUUUAAGGAAACAGUCAGCUUUAACUGAUCAGGCUUACAGUGGAGGUGUGACGGAAAUGUCACACCUCCACUGAAGGUGACAGAUAAAUAUCUGAGCAAUAAUCUUGCUCCGAUAUUUAUCUGAGCAACGACCCAAGGAAUCCCACACGAUUUCACCAAAUUAAAGAAGUAUGAAAAUAUGGCCACAGAGCAGUUAAUUUUACAUAUUUACUAGAAACAUGAUGGAUAAUCGCUAAUGUGGAAGAGUGGUAAAGCUGUAAAAUUAAAGGCAUGAAUUUAUCAAUAUUAAAACUCUGAAAUUUGAAUGGAAAACUUCAGAAGUUUACGAAGGGUUAGGGACCUCAGUCGUCUUUUACUACCGGAGACCCUCUCUAAAAACUCUUAUAGUUACCUACUAUAAUAGAUCAAAUAUACCUUAAUAUGCAUUAAUACGCGCAGUGGAAAGCGUCUCAUCACUACCGCUGAUGCUAACAUCCAUGGUCUUCAAAGUACAGCCAGUUAAUGAAUGGCGCCAUUGAUUGGCGUAUCAAUGCGUCAACAUGUUUAAAUUCUCUAAGCUCUGUUUUCUUUUGAAUACUUCAAACAUGCUUUACAGAAAUAUUAAAAAAUAAGCACAUUUUCUGUGAUAUUUACAUCAAAUAAAAAAUCCAUGAAAACUGAAGCGUUUGUAAGAGGAUCCACUCUAUAUCAGUUUUUUCCCCUCUGGCCACAUUUCUUUAUUUUAUCAUGUUCAAUGCUCCUACUAGUCGGCAAACUGCAGACCAAUGCUGAUACUCCCACCUCCAUUUUGAAAGUGAUGGCUCUGUGGUUGGGAGGCAUUCGGUAGAUUUGGAUUAAUUCCUUCGCCUUGGACCACUUUUAGCUUGUUGAACAUUGUUUGUACAUAUGGAUUGUUUUAAUUAUGGAAUGUUUAUUUCUCCCAUAAGAUUGAAUCCUUUAAAGAUCAUGAACAAUAGAUUAAUCAUUAUAAACAACUGCUUGUCUGACUCGUGGAAUGGGACUUUGGAAACGGUUUCCACCCACAGCAUCGUCUCUGUGCCUGGUGUGUGCGGUUGUGUGUUACACAGAGGAAUGAAAAAGCUCUAUAAAUCUAUCCUAUAUAUUUGUGAGAACAUUUCUAACAUUUCCGGGUAAAUCAACAUUUCAAAUCACUGACGUAUAUCUCUGCUUGUUGUCUUGGCAGCUGUGAAGAGAAGGCGGGGCUUCCAGAAUGUUCAGAUUUGGGUUUUCGUUAAUGUCCACGGUUCUAGAGCGAGUUUAGAGUUCUAUCGAGUUUCGACGUCAAACUGUAGAGUUUCACACGUCAUUUCAUGUUGAAACAAUACCUCAGUGUUGGAGAAGCAUGCUCUUGUUAUCACCGUAUGCUUCCAUUCAAGCAUUUUGAAGUCAUGUUGCCUUCUGUUGAAAUAUUUAGGCUGCACCAAAUGUGGACCAUUCAGGGACGGAAUGCCGCAUAAUGUACUGAGGAUAGCCCAAAACCUCUAAAUGGUUUAACGCAGUGAAAUUUCAAAAACACUGACGAUUUUAAAGGGAUUUAAAGGAGACAACACCAUCAAUACUUGUGUUAUGCAUGCAAAAAUUACACUGAUCUUGCAGUUUUUUUGGGUUUUGCUUUCCUUUCCGUGAGAUUGUAGAUGACAUCCUGGAAAGAUUGACUACUAAGAGGAAAUGAUCUGGUCCAGUCACAUAAAGUCUUACCAUGACAAAAAUAAACAGGUUAUUUUGCUGACAGUAUCCAAACGUCUAAAACCAUAACCAAUUCAUUUCAGUCACUUUUUUUUUUGCAAAAUUGCAGAGUAUUUUCUCGAACACCGUAAUAAACUGCCUGAACACUGUAUCAGUCAUCAAUCAUGAUAAAUUAUCAAUAUAUUCACAGCUCCUGCAUUGACUUUUUUUUAAUGUCCAUCCAUUUUUAUUGUAGGGGUCGAUUCCUCUCUCAAUGGUCUGCAGUUAUGAUGCCAAUCUUAAUUUUAAUGUCUCUUGAGAUGCUGUCUCAUUAGCACAGAGCAUUGAAGAUCAAUACUGGCACCGAGGACUCAGUGAUUAUCUUCCAACAACUCAUAAACAACAACUCAUAAACCAGUUAGCUGCCAUUUAAAUUAUGUUAACGCUGAGCUAAAACAUUUUAAAUAUUGUCAUAUCUUUCAGUGGUUUCCACAAUAAAUCAAAAAUAGGAAGUUAUUCUCUUAAUCAUAUCUAGGCUUGACGAUCCCACUGACAAAUGACUUUCGUUUAUUGUUUGCCAUUUAUUUGGUUCUUUAUCUUGCAGUUUGAUUGUUUGUUUCCACCGUGUGCUUUGAACUUCUUAAGUGCCCAUAUUGUUUUUUUAUACAUUUCAUCAAGUUGUCUGAAACAAAAUGCGAUUGCUUCGCCUGUUGUGGUUGGAAUGAUUACAGUCUUAUUUAUUUAAUUUCAAAAAUAAAGUUUUCACGUCUUAAAGGAAAAAUACAAAAGUUAGCCAGUUUGAAAACAGUGACCAUUGGUUCUCUAGCUAACUAGCUAGCCAGCAUGCUAGUUUUAACUUGGCUAAAACUAGCUAGCUAAACAUGCAAAUUAGCUAAUUAAAACUAGGUAGCUAGCUAAUAUUAGCUAGUUAACCAUAGGUUAAACACUUACUACAGCUCACUGGAUAAAAUUUAUGUUGUCAAACUUUUAAUUAAAACUCAUUCAGUCUCUUUUAAAUGCUAACUAGCUUGUGUCUUCAGUCCACUCGCGCCAGAUUUACUGUAGCCAUCCAACAGUUGCAUGUUUAACAGAAUAAGUAGAUUAAAAUUAUAGUUCUCAUCAAUCUGUUGUUUCUUUUUCUAUUUUGUGCUGAUUGUAAGUUUGUGUAACUGGAUUUUCUGAUUGUUAGCAAAAGUGCUGCUAUGUCUGAGAGUUUUUUUUGUCUCUCAUUGAGCUGGAAUGAGUUAUUUUCUCAUCAAUGGAGUUCAAAUUAGGUUAUUUCCUAAUUUAAACCCUGUUUGCUGGAUAUUCAGCCUUAUUAUGUGUAAAUAAUGAAUGUGAGUAAAAUGAUGGAAUUUCUUUCACCUACUUGAGUUGAAAUAUCCUAUAAGAUGAAUCAGGUCCGUAACAGAAAUACGUUUGAUAACGUUAUGAAAGUGAUUGUUUAAUUUCACGAUGAAAGCCCGGACUGUAACCAGCUUCAUGUACUGUUAUUGCCUGCUUACUCUCUUUGUAACUACUGUCUGUCAUGUCUGUUCAUGUUUAAGGCCCAUCUCUGGAUAUUCACACACACUCAACACUGAAAUAAAACAUUGGUUCCUCUUGG
Poecilia reticulata (guppy) is the source of this 6613-nucleotide messenger RNA. RefSeq names its product tripartite motif-containing protein 2. The record is from RefSeq and is a predicted model, not a curated record. Lineage: Eukaryota; Metazoa; Chordata; Actinopteri; Cyprinodontiformes; Poeciliidae. Gene Ontology annotation, biological process: proteasome-mediated ubiquitin-dependent protein catabolic process; protein polyubiquitination. Gene Ontology annotation, molecular function: zinc ion binding; protein binding; ubiquitin protein ligase activity.